Molecule: messenger RNA, 1312 nt
Organism: Exophiala mesophila
Lineage: Eukaryota; Fungi; Ascomycota; Eurotiomycetes; Chaetothyriales; Herpotrichiellaceae
Exons: 2
Coding region: 1-795 (264 amino acids)
Biological process (GO): regulation of transcription by RNA polymerase II
Cellular component (GO): mediator complex
Molecular function (GO): transcription coregulator activity
Source: RefSeq, a predicted model, not a curated record
AUGUCAAUCACUGGGCUCUUCUUCCUGCCCGUGCUGGCCAACCAACCCUCCCCAUCCUCCAGUUUAAUCUCCCACAUCUCGCGCUCACAGACAGCACAACCACUUCCAGCAUUUUUCCUCGACCAUCGACUCUUUGUCGACACAUCGUCUCUAUUACCAAAUGCAGACCCAUCUCUCCGCCGCUUCACCAGCAUCCUAGCCCUCUCACACACAUCCGCAAUCGCUUACCUAGGAACAUCCCCGCCUCGAGAUGCAUCCAAACCCCCCGCCGCCGCCGCCGCCGCCGACAAAGAACAGCAAAGCCAGACAUCGACACCUACGAUAAUCACUAUACCCUCGUCGGCCACCGAGUCAUUCACCCAACUAGUCGGCACGAAACUCCAACCUCAAUGGGCACAUAGACAGUCCCUGGUUGUUGAAAAUGGCACAUCCCUCUCUAUGAAUAAAGGCGAAUGGAUAGUUCGUAUUGGCGACGUCAAGAUCCCGAGUCGACAAAACCAGGCCGGGCCUAAUCUGCGAGGCACGUUGAUUGAAGUGUCUCGUGGUGUCGAUGCGUCUACAGAAUUAAAAGAAGGGUCCUUAUUGACACAGGAAGACGAGUUAUUGAUCCGCGAAUUUCUCGCUUCUCUCAUUCAAGAAACUGGUGUCAAGUUGGAACAAAGUCGAGCCAUGUUUCGAAGAAUCGCCACCGGGACUGGAGCAGGAGUCGGAGCAGAUGUCGUGAGGCCGCUUGAUCAACCUGACUUUGCACUGGCUGCGCUCUACAUGGACAUGCUUAGAGGGUCGAGGGGUUGAAAGGGCCCGGGCCACUGCCGACUUUUCAUUCCACGAAUAGCCUUUGGUGGACGGACGAUCAGAAUAUUGAGCCUGUGUCCUUGGUGGCAGUCCAGAAACAGGACAUCAACCUUGACUGGAUGCCAAAUACUGCCUAGUUAGCAGAACAGGCGCCAUGAUGUUGCUAACAAACUCCACGGGAAGCGGAAGGAGGGCGGCCCUUGACAGCUGGGGUAAUGGCCCGCCAACUGAGGGCGUUGGCUCUUCUAUCAGAGAGACGAAAUAUACAAUGCGACUUCAGGGUCCCGCUCCCCGCCGCACACCAGCUAUCGUUUCUCCAGGGAGCCACAGUGGGCAAACUGUCCAAGAGUCCGACGACGAGGUAUCCAGAACCUAGGCUAACUCCCGAGUUGUGCAACUUGAUCACACUCUUCCAACUUGCAAACUCAUUGGUAUAUUAAUAUGCCUCCAUUGUCCAAAGUCCUAGGCUAAAAAGUCGAUAUUGUGUAUCUUAUGUACAAGCUGCUCUACACAAGGC